AUGGCAUACAAUGAUAUCGUCGUUGCCACCAAAAACUAUCUCAAAACUAUCUCUAUUGAUCAGGGCGUCAAUGAGUAUCCCUAUCGCGACUUGAGUUGGUUGAGAAAUUCUUCACCAAUCACUUAUUCCAGCUUCUCAUCUCAUUUCAACUCUUUUGUCUUUAUCAGCCAGGAUGGCCAUGCAUACAAUGCUCAAUUUGACGGCGAAUGGCGGGGUCACUGUCUUCACUCUCCACCAAACCACGCUACAGUAUCAUCAUUCAAUGAACAAUUCUCACUUAUUUCAAUCGGAUUCAUUGAUGGAAAAGUUGUAAAUUACUCGUUACGUCCUAACAAACAAUCACCUGUUCAAUCUCAUAAAUUUCCCGAAAAGCCCUCGGUAGGCUGUGUAAAACAGUUGAGUUGGACACAUGAUGGUUAUGCUCUAGCUGUGGCUUAUGAAAAGGCUUGGAGCAUUAUAUCUGUCUAUGGUCGCGUUCUCGUACCCACUUCAGACGACAUGCUAUCAUUUAUACCAAACUCAUCUCAGCGCACGCAUAAAUUCCAAGAUAGACACAUUUGGGGAUCAUCAAACAUAUGCUGGGGUGCACAGUCUCUCGAGUUAUACCUCUUAUCCAAACACUCUGAUUAUUCACAUCAGAUUUUUAUAAUACCUUUCGCCAAAUCAGCAGUGACAACUCAACAUUCUCCGGAUAACACACGCUACGCAUUUUUACAAAUGAGUGACAAGCUGCUCGUUUACAGAGGUGCGGAUCAGUCUGAUCUAUCAGUCAUUAAUCCGGAAUCUGACGUAUGGGAGUCAAUCAAGAUACCACUUGCUUAUUUAGGUUCACAAUCUCCAAUAAAGUACUCAUCAAUCAGCUCAGAUGGCAAGUUUAUCGCCGUUGCUGGACAGAAGGGUCUUGCACACUAUUCCACGAAAUCACAAAAUUGGAAAUUGUUUAGUAGUGAGGUUGAUGGGCAAAGCUUCAGCGUAUCUGGUGGAAUGGUGUGGUUUAAUCACAUACUGAUUGCGAGUGUAGUAACCAAUACUAACACUUAUCAGCUGCGGCUAUACUCUAGAGAUCAAGAGCUGUCUAGCAGGUUACUGCUGCACACGGAAAACAUACCUUCGCGUAUUCUUGUGACCUCACUAUUCGAAAAUGCUCUGCUUGUUUAUACGGCAGAUAAUACCAUUCAUCAUUUCCUCAUCACGCCCACUCAAGAUACAGUGGCGCUUACACUUGCAAACAUCAUUAGCUUUCAGGGUCUGGUGAGCAAUCCGACUAGAGUCAGGGGAAUGUCUUGGAUGAUACCGCCAUCACAGCGAAAGCUGGGCAAUCCAGUAGACGACCUCACAAUUGCGACAAUCAUUUUCCUCAUUGAUGGUAAACUUGUCUUGCUGAGACCGCGAAGAAUAGCGCAGGAUCAAGUCAAGUAUGAUAUGCAGGUGCUUUCCGAUGGCAUCGAGUAUUACUGGACUCAUUUGAAUGGUAUCGGUGCUUUAGAAAAUAGUCUCUGGGGUGUUGAUGGAGGUGGUAUUAGAUUGUGGUUGGAUGCACUCACACUCACACAAUCUGAGCGAGAAAAGACUAGGAUCAACUCAAGCUCAACAGUCCAAAUUGUAAAGGAGAGCGUUCGCAUUGAGUUGGACUUCUACCCUCUGUCUGUGUUGAUGGAUAAGGGGAUCUUAAUUGGAGUUGAUCAUGAAGCUAGCUUGAGGAGUAAUUUACCCUUUGUGAUAUAUAGAAUACACACAAAUACCCAUCUCUUCUUGCAUCACACUAUUCGCUUCUAUCUCACUAGAGGGUUGUUGAAAGAAGCGGUGCAGUUUGCCAACAACUAUAGUGACUUAAUCUACUUCCCUCACACGCUUGAAAUCUUGCUGCACUCAGUUCUGGAAGAAGAAGCUGACGAUGUGCAAUCUACCGUCCUGCUACCACUGGUAGUAGAGUUUUUAGAUCACUGGGAGUGCGCAUUGCAAGUCGUAGUUGGAUGUGCGAGAAAGACAGAGAUGAGUCGAUGGAGGUAUCUAUUCGAUGUUGUCGGCGCGCCUAGGGAGCUAUUUGAGAAGUGCUUAAAAACGCAUCAGCUCAAAACAGCCAGCAGCUAUUUACUAGUACUGCAUCACUUGGAGCAACUCGAAGGAACUGAUGAUGCAUUCAAGCUCCUUCAUAAAGCCUUGAUAGAAAGUGACUUGGUGCUAUCUAAGGAGAUUAUAAGGUUUUUACACUCUAUUGAUCCAAGUGGAUUCUACAUGCAGAAAACAAUGGAGCUUAUUGAGUCACUCACGAGCACACUCCCUGCUAAUAUGACCAAUGACCCGCCGAAUGGGCUGAGCCAGCUAGAUGAAGAAGAUGAGGGGCUGCCGUUGGAGAGGUCUUACUCAGCUAGACGCAGAGAGGGUUUAGGUAUCACGGUAGAGGAGGAGUGA
This is a messenger RNA of Wallemia ichthyophaga EXF-994, 2412 nucleotides long. RefSeq names its product Protein RIC1-like protein. Gene Ontology annotation, cellular component: Ric1-Rgp1 guanyl-nucleotide exchange factor complex; cytosol; Golgi membrane. The coding region runs from base 1 to 2412 and encodes 803 amino acids. The record is from RefSeq and is a predicted model, not a curated record. The transcript has 3 exons. Gene Ontology annotation, biological process: retrograde transport, endosome to Golgi; intracellular protein transport. Lineage: Eukaryota; Fungi; Basidiomycota; Wallemiomycetes; Wallemiales; Wallemiaceae.